UCGGUAACAAUGUGACUGUGGAUUGUCAACAAAGCCAAUACUUCAUAAGUUUUAUUUUUCUACUUUUAUACGAGAUUGACAAAACAAUUCAUCAUCUACAAUCACCAGAAUUUUGGAAACGUCCAUUGUUAUUGUCAAUAGACUUCAAUGAACCGAGGUGCAAAAUGCAGUCCGACAUAAUCUCAAAGCUCAUCCCCCAGAACAAGGAGCAAGUGAGACCAGCCUGUAAAAAGUGUGGUUAUGCCGGACACUUGACAUACCAAUGCAGAAAUUUCAUAAAAGUCGAUCCCAACAAGGAAAUUGUUCUGGACGUCAGUAGCACAAGCUCCGACAGCGAUCAAAAUUACGUGACACCUCUAACCGAAUUACGUGAGACGGAACUGAAGAAAAAAUUGAAAGAAGCUAAGAAGAAGAAGAAGGAGAAGCGGAGCAGGAAGAAGUCAAAGCACAAGAGCCGAAAGCGUGAGCACACAACGAGUGAAUCUGAAGACUCUGACGAAGAGUCGUCGUCUUCGGAUGAUGAAGGGAGAAGCAGGAAGAAGAAGAAGAAGGACAGAAGGAAGAAAUCAAAAAGCAAAAAACGGAGAAAGCACAGGAGACAGACUUCGGAUUCCUCUUCCGAUGAAGAUUAAUUCCAUGAUUUCACACCUACAUGUGAAUUAAUUGUGUCUUCUUUUUUGAAACAGACUGAAUGAAUCUUGUAAAAAUAACAAUGAACAAAUGCACGAACGUAUUCUUACAACUUUGAAUUACCUUUUGGCCAUUUCCAAACAUUUCUUUUACUUCUUUUACGCUUAAAUUUAUCCAGAAGUUAAUAUAUUAAUUUCAGAAGCUGUUAUGAUGAAAACUUCGCCAUCUUUCUCCAAUUUGGAGAUAUUCAUA
This is a messenger RNA of Diachasma alloeum, 882 nucleotides long. RefSeq names its product protein SREK1IP1. Gene Ontology annotation, molecular function: nucleic acid binding; zinc ion binding. The transcript is spliced from 2 exons. Bases 165 to 632 code for a protein of 155 amino acids. The record is from RefSeq and is a predicted model, not a curated record. Lineage: Eukaryota; Metazoa; Arthropoda; Insecta; Hymenoptera; Braconidae.